AUGCCCGCAGCAAAGACGCAGGCUAGCAAUCGUGGUGGAGGUCGCACACGUUCCGGGGACAGCCGCAGCAGCUCGGCUUACGCAUCGCGCCACCAGGCAGCAGAGCAGCGGCGUCGCACGCGCAUCAACGAGCGCCUCGACUUGCUGCGCAAGCUGGUGCCGCAUGCAGAGCGCGCUAACACUGCCUCUUUCUUGGAGGAGGUCAUAAAGUACAUAGAUCACCUCAAGAAGCGCAACCUGGACCUAGAGCGCGCCCUCCGUGCUGCAACCACCACGGGCGGCGGCGCGGGCCGCGGCGCGAGCGGCGACGCUGCGCCGUCCGUCGGCGCGUGCGAGGCGCCGCCGCCGAGGGCCGCGCGCGCGACGGCGCCGGGUGGCGCGGCAGCGGGCUUUGGCAGUACGGCGGCGGCGGAGCUGGGCCCGGAGCAGGUGCUGCAGUACCAGCAGCAGCAACAGCAGCAGGAGGAGCAGCAGCGGCAGCUGGCCGAGGAUGCGCCCGUGCCCAUGGCCGCGCCGCUGCCGCUGCCGCUGCCUCUGCCCCUGCCCCUGCCGCCGACGCUCGACCUGGAGCGGCUCGCGGGCGCGCUGCUGCCGCCGCCGCAGCAGCAGCAACAGGCGUCAGCCGGCGGUCUGGAGCCGCUGUCGCAGGCGCUGCUGCAGGGCGCCCUCGCAAACCCUGCGCUGCUGGCCAACCCCGUUGCGCUGCAGCAGCUGCUCGCCGUGCACUCGCUGGCGCAGCAGCAGCAGCGGGAGCGGGAGCAGCAGCAGCAGGCGCAGCAGCAGCAGCUGGCCGCGCAGCUGCUGCUGCAGCACCUGCAGCAGCAGCAGCUCGAGCAGCAGCGGCGGCAGCAGCAGCAGACGCAGCAGCUGCUGCAGCAGCACUCGCAGCAGCAGCAGACGCAGCGGUCGAGCGGCGGCGGCGGCAGCAGCGGCGCCGCAGGCGGCAGCACCCGCACUUUUGGGGAGACGCUGCCCCCAGAGCUUCUGCAGCUGCUGCGCGAGGCGGCGCCGCGGACGCCGCCUGCCGUGCCGGGCCUGGCGACCUCCCUAGAUCUGACGGCCCUGUCCAGCCUCACGGCCGCCGCCUCGGGCGACCCCGCCGGCGUCGGAGCCGCGCCGCUCGCGCAGCUCGCCGCUCAGCCCGCCGCAGCCGGCUGCGCGCUGGCCGCCGCGGCGGGCGCGAAGCGCGGCGCGCCGGCGUUUGCGGCGCCGGGCGCAGGCAGCGAGGAGCAGGACAGCGCGGGCGCGCCCAAAAAGCGGCAGGCGCUGCAGCAGGCCUGA
Monoraphidium neglectum is the source of this 1281-nucleotide messenger RNA. RefSeq lists its product as hypothetical. Gene Ontology annotation, molecular function: DNA-binding transcription factor activity; protein dimerization activity. The transcript is spliced from 3 exons. The coding region runs from base 1 to 1281 and encodes 426 amino acids. Lineage: Eukaryota; Viridiplantae; Chlorophyta; Chlorophyceae; Sphaeropleales; Selenastraceae. The record is from RefSeq and is a predicted model, not a curated record. Gene Ontology annotation, biological process: DNA-templated transcription.